This is a messenger RNA of Gongylonema pulchrum, 327 nucleotides long. The record is from the annotation of a GenBank genome assembly. Lineage: Eukaryota; Metazoa; Nematoda; Chromadorea; Rhabditida; Gongylonematidae.
UUGGAAUCGCGUGUGCAGCAAAUAAAUUUUUUUAAGGAAUAUAAAAAACAUCUGGAUCCUUCCGAUCCUGAUUAUAAAGAUACGGAGGCUGCACUUGAACUAGUGCUCGAUGCAGCAACUCAUGCGAACGAAAUGAUGCGAAAAUUGGACCGGUACAAGAACGUGCUGGAAGUCCAGGAGCAAUUGGGGAACGCUGUAGCAUUGGUGUCGCCGGGGCGAGAACUUAUUAAGAGGGGCAAACUGAUGAAGGUGUGUUGUGACACACUACUUAGUUUCACCUAUAAUUUACAAGAACUGUUUGCCCAACCUGACAUGUAUGCACCCUAA